This is a messenger RNA of Pecten maximus, 3356 nucleotides long. RefSeq lists its product as uncharacterized. Bases 72 to 2471 code for a protein of 799 amino acids. Gene Ontology annotation, cellular component: Cul4-RING E3 ubiquitin ligase complex. Gene Ontology annotation, biological process: protein ubiquitination. Lineage: Eukaryota; Metazoa; Mollusca; Bivalvia; Pectinida; Pectinidae. The record is from RefSeq and is a predicted model, not a curated record. The transcript is spliced from 13 exons.
AGUACAAUGCAUGGUGAAUACAAAGUUGUAAAUAAGUCAGAUUACGAAUCCAAAGCGCGAAAUGAAAACAAAUGGCGUCAACAGCGAAAUUGAACAAAAACAUUUGUGCAAAACUGCAUUUGAGAGAGACAUUUGGCGCUUUUCAAAGACAUCGAAGAUCAUUCCAUCAACGAAUAUUCUCUCGAAUACCAGCAAGACUCUGUUACCGUUUGAAAUCACUUGUUUCACAAGACAUAUUGGAGGAAGGCCAUGUGUUCCUUGGGUUCACUAAGUGUGGGCGGUUUGUGGUGUCCUACUCCUGUCAGAUGAUGUCCGAUGAACACCUCGGCUUUCCGUCCUACAACUAUGCAUUGCAGUGGUGGAAGUUCAUACCUGACUCUCCACUUAUAAAGGCUAGCGAAGUGAAAUUAUUUGGUGAAGAGGAUGUGACUCAGGAUCUAUUUAUAUCUUUCUGUGAAUGGCCCCAGGAUCACUCUAAAGUGCUAGUGUUUGGUCACAGUUUGCCAGGACAAGACCCGGACAGUUGCUGUCAGUGUUACUUUACCAUCACAUCUUUCCCAGCCACAGCCACAUGUCUAGUCUGCCAACAACUCCGUACAGGGGGGAAGAAAGAAGCAACCUUACCCAAAAGGUGUCUUCAACAUGGAUAUUCUGUCCACACUAAGUUUGAACUGACACCUCCAUUUCCACCUUUUGCACCAAGAACUCAACUUAAAAUUAACGGUGUAGCAGUGGUAAAUACUGGUGACUCAAUCAUUGCAUUACAUGUAGCUAUAGGAAACAGCACCGAGCUGGCAGCAAAUGAAGUUCUGUGUCUAAAGAAAACCACCGAGGGAGACUCCAAGGGAAGCAACUCAGCAACAGAACGACCUGUGUUGUUGAGAUCAGAAAGUACUUUGUCUGAAGUGUGUUGUGAAUGUGGGUUUAAAAUUCAGGAUUCUGAAAAUUGGGAGCAGAAUGAUGAUAGUCAGAAAGAAAAUGUCAAAAAACAUGUUUUGAAGGAGUAUUUUAAACAACGAUCUCCAAAACCUAGUCCAGGUCAUUCAGACAUCCAGGGACGUUCUCCAAAGCCAAGCUCUGCUACUGAUUGGUACAGUGAACAUCAGGGAAAAUCUCCAAGGUCAAGUUGUGGAGAAUGGAAUAAUGAGUUCCAUGGUUGGUCACCCAAAUCUGGAGACAAGCAUGUCGACUGCCAUGAAAUGGAACGGAAAAAUGGAGGUAUUUGUGAUGCCAACUCACCAGACUGUUUUGACUUCUCCUGUGAGUCACCAUCUAUAGGACCAAGUCGACGGGACCGUAGCAUCAGCCGGACCACUUACCAACAACAACAGAGUGUUGAUUAUAAGAAUGUCAUGUCGCCUAAAAUGGACAAUGCAGCAAACAAUACAUCAGAUAUCAAGAAUGUUAUGUCCCCCAAGUCUGAUAAUUCUAGCAUCAAUAACUGUACUCCUCGUACCAGUCCUCGGGCCAAUGUUGUGGAAGGCAAGGGCCUGUCAGUUCUGACUGAUGGAUGCUGCCCUGCCUGUGGGGCCCCCACAGUGCUGGGGGUCACUCAUGGGGGUCGAUCAGGGGGGCCAGGAAACACAACUCCCUCUAUUGGAAACCGUAUAGGACUGAGUGGCAGUAACACGAACCUAACUGGCACACCUCAAAAUAACAAAAUAAUACUCUCAGGAACAUGUAACUCUAGUGGGACUCCCCUGGUGGGGUCACAAAGGUCGUUCUGGUCACCUUCCAUCAGCAGUGGUACCUCACGCAGCACAGACAGUAUCUACCUACAGACUAAUGAAUCAAAAACUGUGUCGUACAUGGUGCGUACGUUCACACAGAUGGACAUACCAGGGGACCAAGACAGGACUGUUCCUACUGACGACGACCUUGACCUCGCUUACCGUAGUGUCUUGCCCAUUGAAGUAGUGACCGGAGAUAACCACCCGAUGUGUCCAGCCCUUCCUCUUGACCAUUGUCAGGAGGGCCUGCGGAUCACGCAGAUGACAUUUGAUGUAGAGCACUACUUGGAAGAGAUCAUCGGUCACACUGCCAGCUGGGGACAUCGAUAUGUGGCCUUCACCAACUACGACCUCCAGAUACUUGAUGUGUGUCCAGACACCAAUGCUGUGAUUGGCAAAGUGUUUGUGCUCAUACAUGCCAGGGAGGAGUCGGACAACCCAAAAAGGAAAAGGAGGCAAGCUGUAAAGUUAUACCAGACAAGCUUCUGCUUCAGCUGGAGUUUAGUCACAGGAGGAUUUGACACACUUAGUGCUGACUGUCUAACUGAAGUUGAUGAAUUAAACAUUAGAAGACAAGAAUGGAAGCCAGGUCAUAAAGAGUGCUCUUCACUCCGACGCCAGCUAUUCAUUCCACAGUCCUCUCAGCGACAUGUUAAUGUCUUAUCCAACGAAUCUGUGUUCAAAGGUAAAUCUCUUUCUAUGAUCAUCUCGCCCCAUCUUCAUGUCGCAAUAGUGAUGUAAAAGGACCAAGUGUUCAGGAGCACAACACCAGACUCAUUAAACAUUUGUGAAGGAGCAGUUAUCUCUACGAAGGGAUCAUUCUUUAAUUAUAUCAUUGUCUUUUAGAUGUAGUUAGUGUGAAAAUGUGACAAUUAUUUUAUUAUGCAAUUCUACAUCUGGUCAGAAUGUAUUGAGUUUGUGUUUAAGGAUAUAAAUGUUGGUGUGACCAAAGGUAAUAUUUAUCAGCAUUUUUGGAGUAUACGUUGUCAAAGUUAAGGGGAGCAACCUCAGGGUGGUAAGAUGUACUGUGGUACGACCAAGCUGUGAACAGUUAACAUGCAAGUGGUAAAUCCUGGCUUUAAUGCCAAUCUCUGAUAUUUGAGGUACACCCAAUUAGAGUUCAGUUUGAAAGUGAAUCUGUCCUUGACUGCAGAACUUAAGUGAAUUUGUAGAUGUGUUCAAAUAAAACAUGAAAGUAGUGCAGAAAAUGUGGAAACAUUUUUGUGUAAUUCUAUGUGUGGGUUUAAUUUUAAUAGAUGAUUAGUUGUGUACACUAUCUUAUUAAAUUAAACUAAAUACUGUAGAAAGUAUUAAAAGAAUAUACCAAAAUAUUUGCAAAGAUAAUCAGUGACAAAUGAAUACAUUUUGUAUCUUAAAAAUAUUCAGUUUAAUUCAUGUUUGCAGCUUGAUGCUUUUAUAAUUCUGUCAUUUUAUAUAUUAAGACAUAGAACAUCUUUUACAUCAUUUAAGUUCUUAGUUUUAUACAUAGUCACUAGUGUAAAAGAUGGACAUUGCAGAUCUCCCAGUUUGGGGUUUUACUACAAGUAGAGGAUCAAAUGUUGUAUAAAAUGUGCGUAUACUGUAAACAAUGGAUUUGAUGAUAGUAAAUUUAAUUCUACGAAGAAA